Messenger RNA from Penicillium bovifimosum, 243 nucleotides. Its product is annotated as reverse transcriptase (RNA-dependent DNA polymerase) domain-containing protein. The record is from RefSeq and is a predicted model, not a curated record. The coding region runs from base 1 to 243 and encodes 80 amino acids. NCBI's taxonomy places the organism in Eukaryota, Fungi, Ascomycota, Eurotiomycetes, Eurotiales, Aspergillaceae. The transcript has a single exon.
AUGCUUGGUCCUGGUGAGUGGUUUGGUCAAACCGUCAGCUGGCAUGUCCGAUGUGUUGAGCCAGUGGAUCUGCAGGCGCUUUGCCUGAACUUCCUGCCGAACCCAGAGCUGGUGCUUACACCACACUGUAUUCGACACCAGAUCAUUCCUCUAAGAUGGGCAUUCGACUACAAGUCGGACGAAAAAGGCUUUGUUGCGCGCUUCAAGGCACGCCUGUGUGCUAGGCCCAUCUUAGAGGAAUGA